Molecule: messenger RNA, 1050 nt
Organism: Acipenser ruthenus (sterlet)
Lineage: Eukaryota; Metazoa; Chordata; Actinopteri; Acipenseriformes; Acipenseridae
Product: protein phosphatase 1 regulatory subunit 3E-like
Exons: 3
Biological process (GO): regulation of glycogen biosynthetic process
Cellular component (GO): protein phosphatase type 1 complex
Molecular function (GO): protein phosphatase 1 binding; glycogen binding
Source: RefSeq, a predicted model, not a curated record
ACCUUUGACCUGCGCGGAGGGCUUGUCAGAGAGCAUCAGAGGUCGCGACUCCCAGGCCACGCCCCCUCUGGUGUCUCCAAGACGACGGGCUCGCUCUGCCCCGCCCACUCCCAGAAAGAGCCAAUCAGGCGCUGGCACAGCCCGGACACCAGGAAGAGAGUGCGCUUCGCUGAUUGGCUGGGGCUGGAGCUGACAUCAGUCAUCCACUACAGCCAACAGUCACAGGACCAAGACAGUGACAGUGAAAAGGAAGGUUCUGAUUGGUCGACGCAGGACACACCCACUGCCAGCAAAGAACCAAUGACAUGGCCUUCUCAGCAUCUUCCCUUCCAAUCCUGCUUUGCCGAACCUCAGUUUUCCGACCCAGUCUCUCGUCCGGAAUUCCAUUCCCUGGUUCGGGAACGUCGGAUUUGCCUGGAAUCAGCACGCGUGGAAAGCCUCUGCGUUUCCGGUUCGGCUCGCGUUUUGAACCUGGCUUUCCAGAAGGAGGUCUGUGUCCGAUAUUCCUUAGACAACUGGGCCACCUACUCUGAAAUCCAGGCUUCCUACCUCCCCCCGAGUCGGGACUCCUACGGGUUUGGGAUUGGGGAUUCUGUGGGGAUGGACCGUUUCCACUUUCGGCUUCCCCUGCCCCCCCGGGAUCCCCCCUAUCUCAAAACGGGACAUCCCGAGCAGCUCCCCAGCUUGAAGUUUGCGCUGUGUUACAGAGUCUUGGGGCAAGAAUACUGGGACAGCAAUGAAGGGGUUAACUACGCAGUGUGCUGGCGGACGAUGCUGCCACCCUCGAUGCUGACAGAUGAAAACAGCGCCUGGAUUCAUUUUAUAUAGCGCACACCAUACGAAACAAAACAGAAAAUUCUCUAAAUUGUACCUGCUCUUCCAUUGACCCUCAGAUGUGUAAUUUUGAGAGAGAAAACGCAAUGCCAGACCACACACAGGGAUAUUUCCAUUGGAAAAAAAACACUGGGUACUACACUAAGUUCUCAGUUUGCUUGCUUUGCCUUCAAUUCAUGUUGUAAUCCAUUCAGAGGAAAAAAAUAAAUAAAAUGC